AUGGCUGAGCGGCGGAAAAGAGGGAGGCCCAGGAUUGAUGCGAGCCUCGAUAACUGGUUCGGCGUCGAGGAUGCCAGAGAGAGGAAGCGGAUACAAGAUAGACUGGCGCAGCGAGCGAGAAGUAGGUCGUUGCAUCUCUGUCCCCUCUCCAUUUCUCUUUGGCCACUAGCCCCACAUCCAUUGCGAAAGGUGGCACACGGGUCUCUGAACAAAUUGUUGAUGACCAGGCCACCAGGAAACCGCCAGCUGGUCCGAGUGAAUAAGGUGACCGAAACCGUCAGCGACGGUGGUAUCAUCCCUGCUACAACUCCUCGCCAUAGGCCGACUGGCCCUUCGUGGCAGACAGGCACCGUUGCAAAGGAAGUUGCAGACACGCCACCAAUAUCGGACCCGUCGCGUCAAGCGAACACACUCGAGGUUGUGCGUGCGACCCUGUCUCUAACAAAUCCUUCUUUGAUGCGAAAUGCUCUCUACGGAAUGACCACAGACCACCAUUUCCUUUCUUGGCCGGCCUGGGCCAUCUAUUCCACCCUGGGCCAGCACGGCGAAAUGCAAGGCACGAGUUGCAGCGACUGUUGGGAGGAAGCAAAGUCGCCUCUAGAGUAUCUGGCUCUUCCAGAUUCGCUCCGGCCAUCACCCCUGCAGCUAGCCAUGCCUCAUCAGCGCUGGAUUGACCGGUUCCCCUUUCCUCGACUACGGGACAACAUGAUCUUGCUAGGUGGCCUGAUUGAUCUAAACGAGUUCGUGCGAGACCUGUUUGGAAUGGCCAGUCUGAUUCUCCGACAGGAGGUCCACCGCGCAACGUGGGAUCCAGAGGCAUGGGCCAUGGGUGCUGAGUUCUCCUCUAAAUGGGGAUAUCUGUUCCAGUAA
Cladophialophora bantiana CBS 173.52 is the source of this 870-nucleotide messenger RNA. RefSeq lists its product as uncharacterized. NCBI's taxonomy places the organism in Eukaryota, Fungi, Ascomycota, Eurotiomycetes, Chaetothyriales, Herpotrichiellaceae. Bases 1 to 870 code for a protein of 289 amino acids. The transcript has a single exon. The record is from RefSeq and is a predicted model, not a curated record.